Dovyalis caffra is the source of this 816-nucleotide messenger RNA. The record is from the annotation of a GenBank genome assembly. Lineage: Eukaryota; Viridiplantae; Streptophyta; Magnoliopsida; Malpighiales; Salicaceae.
AUGGGUAGCCCUCUUCUCCAUGAAUUCAAGAGACAAGCUUCUUUCUUCUUCAAAGAGAAAAUCAAGACUGCUCGUUUGGCACUGACUGAUGUUACACCAACAGAACUGUUGACAGAAGAGAUCACAAAUGGAGAUCUUUGGGCACCAGAUACACGCGCUAUGGGUAUUAUUUCACGGGCUGCCUUUGAAGUUGAUGAUUACUGGAGAAUUGUGGACAUUCUACACAAGAGGUUAAUAAAAUUUGACAGGAAAAUUUGGAGAGCUUCUUACAAGACUUUGCUUCUAUUGGAACACCUUCUAACCCAUGGACCUCUAAGAGUUGUUGAUGAGUUUCAGUGUGAUAUAGAGGUCAUCAAGGAGAUGGUUAGCUUCCAGUUCGUCGAUGAGAAAGGAUUCAAUUGGGGAUUGAGUGUCAGAAAACUAUCUGAGAGAACACUGAAGCUACUUGAAAAUGGACUAUAUCUCAAAGAAGAAAGGGCAAGCGCUCGUAAGUUGACACGAGAGAUUCAAGGGUUUGGUAGCUUAUGCCAACGAUCCUCUUCAGCUGAUGAAAGCUUUAAAGAAUUAGGCUUCAGAAAAUGUUUCAGGUGCAACUCUGACUAUAGCUAUAAAAACAAUCAAGAAAAAGAUGACGAGUUCAUGGACUCGAACGAGAAGCUUUUGUUCGAUGAAAGAAUCCAAAUCCAUGAAGAUACCAGCCAGCCGGCUCUUGAAAACCCAGUGAAGAUUAGCAGAGAGGAAUAUACGGCAGAAGAUCAUCCAUUCUACAACAAUCAUCAUCAUACUACAGUAUCCCUUCUUUCCGCUACAGAAUGA